AUGAAAAUAUUUCCAAAGGUCAUUGUGAAAAACCACAUAAUACAAAGUGUUUUGGUAAUAUCUUUAAUUUCUGUAACAACUUGGAUGACGAAAAUUCUAAGGAAAAAAACCAAAAGAAGACAGAACGACAGUACCCAACAAUAUGUCAAUGAUAAAAUAAGUUCAAUUCCAUUGAUAGUUAUAACUGGCUGUGACACAGGUCUUGGAUAUUCAAUUGUUAUGAGAUAUUUAAAAGGCAUUCAUGAUAAUAAAAAUCAAAAGGAUAGUAAAAUAUAUAAUUUUCUAUUUUUCAAUAACAAAGCACUCAUAGUCCCAAGUAGAAUUGCAAUAGUUGCAUUUUGUUUGAACCCUAAUGGACCAGGUGCUAAAAGCUUAAUUCAAUUAUCGCUUAAAAACAACAACAUUCAAUUGUUUGUUAGACAGUUGGAUUUAACUGAUUCUGAAUCCAUUAAAACUGGUGUGACUUUUAUUACUGAUCUACUUCAACAAAACAUUGAUCAAUUUGGCACUCACAAUGAAACAGGUCGUUUAAAAUUUGAACUACAUGCUUUGGUCAACAAUGCAGCCUGUAUGGUGAUGGCAGAAUAUGAAUGGCAAACUUUGAAAAUGAUGGAACAGCAAUUUCAAGUUAAUGUUUUGGGUCCAAUUAUGUUAACUGCAAAAUUAUUGCCAACAUUUCGCAAAAAUAAAAGUCGUGUAAUAAAUAUAAUUAGUCACUGUGCUUCUUUCCCACUUCCCGGAAUAUCUGUUUAUGCAGCUACAAAAGCUGCCUUGGGUGCAUGGACAAUUGGAUCAAGAGUUGAACUUGAAAAUCAAGGCAUAAAAAUGAUCGCAUUUUCACCAGGAGAGUUUUAUCGUCAUUCUUCCAUUAUGAAUGGUGAACGAAGGAGCAUUGAUUAUAAAGAUAUGUGCGAUAAUAUGAAUAAAGAUCAAUUAGCUCAUUAUGGUGCUUACAUGGAUGCCUAUCAAAAUUACUUGAGUACUAUUGAUGCAUUCAUUGAUCCUCCAGAAAUCACCAUUCCAAGCACUAAUAAAAUAUAUUGUCAAAUGGAUAAUGCACUAUGGGCAAUUCAACCUAAAACUGAGUAUAAUUUACCUAAAUCUUGGAGGUAUAAAAUCUAUUUUGCUCUAGCUUGGACACUAUCAUCAUUAGGCUUACAUUAUUAUAAAGAUAAGGUUGUGCGUCGAUUUGUGGCUACACCACAAUACCAUGAUAAUAUUGCAAGUUAAGUUGAAAACGGUUAAGAAAAACCGUGCGUAGACUUGUGGCUGGGGGGGGGGAAGCCAUAGGCGCAACUAGAGGCUAAACACUGGGGGUGCUAAAAUUAUGCAGAGGAAAAAGACUCGUAGAGGCUACACCCCCACGCCGCAAAAUUUAAUACUUCAAUUUUAUAAUUACUAUAACCAUUCCUAAAUGCAAAUUCCAGAAUUAAUUUUAAUUUUUAAUUCUUAAAUAAUAUCAAAAUUACUGCUAACUGAAGAAUAUAUUAUCUGUGACAGCAACGAUAUAAUGUUUGAUGUCACACACCUAAUAUUUUAUAUAACUAUAAUCAUCAUAAACAAUUUUUGUUUCUACUAAAAAUGUCAAAUAAAAAAACAACAAAGAAAACUCUUUAGUUUCUGAGCAAAGCAAUGAAUGUAUUAAUUUUACAAUGAUUUUUUUUUUUUUUGUCUGUGUAAAGUGUAAACAAUAAGUAGUCAAAAUAAUACUUUUUUUCAUUAACUUCAGUGUCUUGUUCGAAGAGAUAGUGAAUUUAGUUGGUGCAUUGGGAUGGUCAAAAUUUAAAAUUCAUAGUUGUUUUCAAAAGCACCAGAAAAAACAAAGAAAAAUUGUUAUGUACUAUAGGUACUAUAUCAAAUAAAAUAUACAAACACUACACACACAUAAUGUAUACAGAAUAUAUUAUAUAACUAAUAAAACACAUAUAUUAUUUAUUUCAAUAACAAUAACAAGGCCAUGAACGUUUUUGCAUUUGCAACUUUUUUUUACUGUUCUUAUUUAUUGCUAAGAACAAUUUAAAUGCAUUUCAUAUAAACACAAAUUUUUAAGGGCAAUUUUUUAAUUAGAAUUUUGUUAAAUGUAUACAUUUAUUAUACAAUUUUAAUUAUUUUGUAACGUAAUUUUACUUUGGAUUUUUACUUAUUGGUUCCAAAUGAAACAACUUGUAAUCCAAUUCAAUGUGUUUAAGGUACUUAGAGUAGUUUAGAUUGUUAAUAUACAACAAAUAUGUAAAAUAUAUAUUUUUUUUUUUUUUUUUAAUUAAAUAUUAUAUACGAAUAAAGAAAAUAAAU
This is a messenger RNA of Metopolophium dirhodum (rose-grain aphid), 2292 nucleotides long. RefSeq names its product retinol dehydrogenase 5-like. Bases 1 to 1230 code for a protein of 409 amino acids. The transcript is spliced from 4 exons. The record is from RefSeq and is a predicted model, not a curated record. NCBI's taxonomy places the organism in Eukaryota, Metazoa, Arthropoda, Insecta, Hemiptera, Aphididae.